Molecule: messenger RNA, 496 nt
Organism: Psylliodes chrysocephalus
Lineage: Eukaryota; Metazoa; Arthropoda; Insecta; Coleoptera; Chrysomelidae
Source: the annotation of a GenBank genome assembly
UAAAAAAACGUUAAAAGUGAUAAUGACAACAGGAUUAAUUUUAUGUUUUUUUGGAUUAUUGUUUUUGGAUAGUAAUGUUGUGGCACUCAGCGAAGAAAUGCAGGAGUUGGCGGAUAUGCUGCAUGCAACAUGUGUAGAAGAGACAGGCACUAAAGAUGAUGACAUUUUAAAUGCAAGAAAGGGUGUUUUUGCUGAUAAAGAGGAGUUUAAAUGUUAUAUAAAGUGUUUAAUGGCACAAAUGGCUUGUAUAGAAGACGAUGGCAUCAUUGAUGAAGAAGCUACUAUAGCAGUUUUACCGGAAGAGUAUCGAGAUAAAGCAGCGCCAGUAAUUAGAAAAUGCGGAACCAAAAAAGGUAGUUCUCCGUGUGAAAAUGCUUGGUUGACUCAUCAGUGCUACUACACCGAAGCUCCAGAUGUAAGUAACUAUAGUACUCAUUUUAUUUACCAUUUUUUUGUACUUUAUCUAAAAAUAUUCAUACAAUUACGAUGUUUAUAA